This is a messenger RNA of Kogia breviceps (pygmy sperm whale), 2088 nucleotides long. It is a transcript of the gene ISYNA1, whose product is annotated as inositol-3-phosphate synthase 1. Gene Ontology annotation, molecular function: inositol-3-phosphate synthase activity. Gene Ontology annotation, biological process: phospholipid biosynthetic process; inositol biosynthetic process. Gene Ontology annotation, cellular component: cytoplasm. The record is from RefSeq and is a predicted model, not a curated record. NCBI's taxonomy places the organism in Eukaryota, Metazoa, Chordata, Mammalia, Artiodactyla, Physeteridae.
AAGGGCCUCGAACCCGAUCCCCACGGCGGGUGCGCGCCCUACCCCCCGCGAGCGCCCCUCCUCCCCUGCGCGGGCGGAGCGAGGGGCGGGGCGGGGGUGGGGCCGCGGCUCUUUUCUCUGGAGUUCGCGCGCCCGGAGCCCUAGCUGUCCCCCGCUGUGCCAGCCGACUCCGCGCCGCUCGUCGCGAUGGAGGCCGCAACUGAGUUCGUGGUCGAGAGCCCCGACGUGGUCUACAGCCCCGAGGCCAUCGAGGCGCAGUAUGAGUACCGGACGACGUGCGUCAGCCGCGAGGGCGGUGUCCUCAAGGUGCACCCCACGUCCACGCGCUUCACCUUCCGGACCGCCCGGCAGGUGCCCCGGCUCGGGGUCAUGCUCGUCGGCUGGGGCGGGAACAACGGCUCCACGCUGACCGCUGCCGUGCUGGCCAACCGACUGCGCCUGUCCUGGCCCACGCGCACCGGCCGCAAGGAGGCCAACUACUACGGCUCGCUGACGCAGGCGGGCACUGUUAGCCUAGGUCUGGACGCCGAGGGCCAGGAGGUGUUCGUGCCCUUCAGCUCGCUGCUGCCCAUGGUGGCACCCGACGACCUCGUGUUCGACGGCUGGGACAUAUCGUCGCUGAACCUGGCGGAGGCGAUGCGGCGCGCGCAGGUACUGGAUUGGGGGCUGCAGGAGCAACUGUGGCCGCACAUGGAGGCCCUGCACCCGCGGCCCUCCGUCUACAUCCCCGAGUUCAUCGCAGCUAACCAGAGCGCGCGCGCUGACAACGUAAUCCCGGGCACGCGCGCGCAGCAGCUGGAGCAGAUCCGUAGGGACAUCCGUGACUUCCGGUCCAGCGCCAGGCUGGACAAAGUCAUCGUGCUGUGGACAGCGAACACGGAGCGCUUCUGCGAAGUGGUCCCGGGCCUCAAUGACACCGCCGAGAACCUGCUGCGCACCAUCCAGUUGGGCCUGGAAGUGUCGCCCUCCACCCUCUUUGCCGUGGCCAGCAUCUUGGAGGGCUGCGCCUUCCUCAAUGGGUCCCCACAGAACACGCUGGUGCCUGGUGCCCUCGAGCUUGCAUGGCAGCGCCGUGUCUUUGUGGGUGGAGACGACUUCAAGUCGGGGCAGACCAAGGUCAAGUCCGUGCUCGUGGACUUCCUUAUUGGCUCUGGACUCAAGACCAUGUCCAUCGUGAGCUACAACCACCUGGGGAACAACGACGGGCAGAACCUGUCGGCGCCGCCACAGUUCCGCUCCAAGGAGGUGUCGAAGAGCAGCGUGGUGGACGACAUGGUGCACAGCAACCCAGUGCUCUACACACCGGGCGAAGAGCCCGACCACUGCGUGGUCAUCAAGUACGUGCCAUACGUGGGCGACAGCAAGCGUGCCCUGGAUGAGUACACAUCGGAGCUGAUGCUGGGCGGUACCAACACGCUGGUGCUGCACAACACGUGCGAGGACUCACUCCUGGCCGCACCCAUCAUGCUGGACCUGGCCCUGCUGACUGAACUGUGCCAGCGUGUGAGCUUCUGCACCGACAUCGACCCGGAGCCGCAGAGCUUCCACCCGGUGCUGUCGCUGCUUGGCUUCCUCUUCAAGGCGCCGCUUGCACCACCGGGCUGCCCAGUGGUCAACGCGCUUUUCCGCCAGCGCAGCUGCAUCGAGAAUAUCCUCAGGUGUGCCCCGACCUUGGGGAUCCCCACCUACGGCCCAGAUGUCCACUGGCGGGGCUGUGCACAGGGCCAAGGGACUGCAGGGCAGUCUCGGGGUCUGGCCCUGCUGAGCCGUGACCAUCUCCCAGGGCCUGUGUGGGGCUCCCGCCGCAGAACCACAUGCUUCUGGAGCACAAGAUGGAGCGCCCUGGCCUCAAGCAAGUUGGGCAUGUGGCCACCGCCUGCCCCGUGCGUUGCAAGAAAGGAUCAACGCCAACUGCCCCCAAUGGCUGUACUGGUGAUGCCUAUGGGCACUCAAAGGCUGAGGCACCCCAGAUGCCCACCACCUAAGGCCAUGACCAUACAGCUCCCCUGUAACUCCUGCCCCCAUUGCUCCUCAGCACCCAACCCUUCUAGGCCCCCUUAAGAUAGACAAUAAAGUCAGUGCCACUAU